UGCCGCUGCCCCCGUGCCCCGGCCCCUUGCUAGCAGGGUCCCCCCGGUGCUCUCCCCCUCUCCUCCGUCCCCGCUCGCUCCCCGUUCCCCCCGGCACCAUGCGCGGACGGCUGCGGGCGGCGGCUUGCGAGGCUGCGGUGCCGGCUCGGAUGCCCCCUUCCUCCUGCCCUCGCCCGCUCCAGGCGACCCGCUGAGAGAUGGACUUGGCAGGCGUGCUGCUGGCGUUGCUCCUCGUGCUGGUGCUAGUCGUCUCCCUGCUCUCCAACCUCCUGGUGCUGCUAUGCUUCGUCUACAGUACGGAGAUCCGCAAGCAGGUCGCCGGGGUUUUCCUGGUGAACUUAUCCUUUUGCAACCUGCUCCUCACCGUCCUGAACAUGCCUUUCACCCUGCUGGGGAUCCUGAGGAACCAGCAGCCCCUCGGGGGCUGCGUCUGCAAAGCGGUGGGUUUCCUGGAAACUUUCCUCACUUCCAACACGAUGCUGAGCAUGGCAGCGCUCAGCAUCGACAAGUGGAUUGCCGUGGUGUUCCCCUUGAGCUACACCAGCAAGAUGCGGUAUAAGGACGCUGUGAUACUGAUGGGCUACUCGUGGCUCCACUCCCUCACCUUCCCCUUGGUAUCCUUAUUUUACUCGUGGGUAGAUUACAGCAGCGUUUAUGCCUCUUGCACCUUGCACCUGAAGGAAGAGACGGAGCGGAGACGCUUUACGGUGUUCACCAUCGUCUUUCACUCCACCAGCUUCAUGCUGUCGCUGGUGAUCUUGUGUUUCACCUAUUUAAAGGUGUUGAAAGUUGCUCGGUUCCACUGCAAGCGGAUAGACAUUAUUACCAUGCAGACUCUGGUUUUGCUGGUGGACAUCCAUCCCAGUGUGAAGCAGCGCUGUCUCAACGAGCAGAAACGGAGGAGGCAGCGGGCUACCAAGAAAAUCAGUAUUUUUAUAGGGUCGUUCGUGAUCUGUUUUGGUCCUUACAUUAUCACCAGGUUGAUAGAGCUCCUUCCUUUUGUUACCAUAAACUACUACUGGGGAAUUAUAAGCAAGUGCCUCACCUACAGUAAGGCUGCAUCAGAUCCAUUUGUUUACUCACUUUUACGUCAACAGUAUAAAAAAGUUCUGAUCAACAUCGUCAAUAGGAUACUUAAGAGGGAUCUGUAUCCAUCAUCAGGGUACAACAGCUCUCUCGACACUGAAAAUGAUUACUGCUUGCACAGAACAAACUAACAACAUGGUAAGCAUUCCCCUUCGAAUGAGACAGGCCUCUGACACGGCUGGAAAGCUGCCUUUUCCCUCUCAUGCUGACAGUGAUGACAGUGUCUGCAGGGUGUGGAAGCUGCAUUAAAGAAAUGCAACGUCUUUGUGGACUUUCCUGAAAGGCUCUUCCCUCAUCUGCAGCUAGUGCGAUGUAAGGUAAGGCCUUGCCCCUGAGUGAAUGGAGUAGGCUUGAGGGGCUUAAGAGAGCUUUUGGAGGCUUUAGAGAAGCUUAGAGGGAGCUUUUAAUAUUUUGAGUCUGAAGACUUGGUAUUUCUCGGAGCAUCCUGCAUCAGAUGUAAUAACGCACCGUCUUCUGGGACCACAGGAAUCCCCAGCUUGGAAGAA
Molecule: messenger RNA, 1592 nt
Organism: Cygnus olor (mute swan)
Lineage: Eukaryota; Metazoa; Chordata; Aves; Anseriformes; Anatidae
Gene: GPR78
Product: G protein-coupled receptor 78
Exons: 3
Coding region: 198-1217 (339 amino acids)
Biological process (GO): adenylate cyclase-activating G protein-coupled receptor signaling pathway
Cellular component (GO): membrane
Molecular function (GO): G protein-coupled receptor activity
Source: RefSeq, a predicted model, not a curated record